GGGCGACAGACGUGCAUCCGGUUGAGUGACGUCACCCACCCGCACCGCGCCGUUGACUCAUGAACCAGGAAGAGCCGCCGGUCAUACAUUUAAUCAAUUGUUACGAAGCUGUAUUAUGCUAACAUUCGCCCUGACGAUCGUUCGGCAUGGGGAAACACAAUACAAUCGAGAUAAACUGCUUCAAGGUCAGGGCAUCGACACGCUGCUGUCAGACACGGGACAUCAGCAGGCCGCGGCGGCCGGACAGUACCUGAGAGAUCUGCAUUUCACCAAUGUCUUCGUCAGUAACCUGCAAAGAGCCGUCCAGACAGCUGAAAUCAUUUUGGGAAACAACCUCCAUUCUUCUGCGGCUGAGAUGACACUGGAUCCUUUACUCAGAGAGAGGGGUUUUGGGGUGGCAGAGGGAAGGCCGAAGGAGCAUCUUAAGAACAUGGCGAACGCAGCGGGUCAGGCCUGCCGAGAUUAUACUCCACCCGGCGGAGAGACGCUGGAACAGGUAAAGACACGCUUCAAGAAGUUCCUGAGAUCCUUGUAUCAACGCAUGUUGGAGGAGCACGGCUUGGCGUCCUCCUCAGGACCAUCAGAAGCAGAACCGCCUGUGAUUGCUGGACUAGCUGAUGAUGGUGUCCUAGACGUCCCCGUCCACGCUCUGAUCGUCAGUCACGGGGCGUUCAUCCGCGUGUCAGUGCGCCACCUAGUGGAGGACCUGCAGUGCUGUUUGCCCGCAGGCCUGAAGAUGAACCAGAUUUUUUCUCCGUGCCCAAACACCGGCAUUAGCAGGUUCAUCAUCAGUCUCCGCAGAGAGGAGAGCGGCCCGCGGGCCUCACGCAUACAGUGUAUCUUCAUCAACCGGAAAGACCACCUCCAUGACAUCAAAAAAUCUGAUUGACAGUGUAUCCGAGACGGGUGGCUUUAUCUGAAAUGUCCACUGUUUGUAUUUAUUGCUUCUUACAAACUCAACAGCUGAAGCACAUGCAAGUCUGUGUGGUUGAUUUUAUUUAAUUUUUUUGUGUGUACAGUAUUGAACUGUUACGACAUGUGACUGCAUUAAAGGGAUAGUUCACUUAAAAAAAAUGACUAUUCUGUCAUUGUUUACUAACCCUCAUGUUGUGAGUGAGGUUUUUUUCUGCUUUUUCACAAAAGAUAUUUUGAAAAACAUAAAUGACAGUCAUUUCUUAUUAUGGAAGAAAUGCUGUGGAAGUCGAUGGCUACCUGAAAGAAACUCACAGUGGUUUGGAACAACUUGAGGACGAGUAAAAGAUGCCUGAUGUUUCAUUUUUGGAUGAACUAUCCCUUUAAGUACACUACAACAAAAGAUUUCUUAUGUAUUAUUUAUCAUUUGCCCUAUUUAAAAAAAAUCCUAAAUGAAGAUGCAUUCACUUAAUGAGGAAAAUUAAUCAAGAAUCAUUUGAUACUCAAAUGGAUCAAAAUCAAGUUCAUAAGUUUCAUUAAAACAAGAAAGAUAUUUGUCAGUGGGUAAGAAAUAGAAAAAAAAUUCUGUUGGUUUUUCUCUAUAUUUUUACUUAAAUAUUUACAUUUUUAAUCAUAAACUCACUUAAUGUUGAUCCAUUUGAGAUCCAUUUAAAAAAUGAUUUAAGAUACUAAGUCUUGUUUUUCUGAAAAAAAUAUUAAAUCAAAUGAGAUUCCGAUUAAAACAAGAAAAACAUUUGUCUGUGGGAUAAGAAAAAUAUUAUUUUCCUGUUUUUUUUCUUGUUUAAAUAAUAAACUCAAUGUCUUUCAAUCUGAGAAAGAGAAUGACAUGGUAAUGAAAACUGUUUUAACAGUGUUUAACUGCAGUGAUGUUUAUUCCUCUUGUCAGAUGACUGAAUGCAAACGAUCACAAGAUGUCAUUUUUAAUGUCAUCUGUUAUAUAAGCACUUUAUACUCGCACUGUACGGUACUUUUGGUCUCUGAAACACUUAUGUAUUUAAGUAUUCAUGCGUUCUGUACAUUCAUGUGUAUGUAAUAAAGACAUUCAGAAAACGGUAAGCCAUGCCCAUUAUGGUUUUUAAUUGCGUUUGUAAGCAUAUUAUGAUUAAUGUGUAUUAAAAUGUGAUUAAAUGGUGAAA
Messenger RNA from Puntigrus tetrazona (Sumatra barb), 2069 nucleotides. RefSeq names its product TP53 induced glycolysis regulatory phosphatase b (gene tigarb). Gene Ontology annotation, biological process: negative regulation of glycolytic process; positive regulation of DNA repair; fructose 2,6-bisphosphate metabolic process. Lineage: Eukaryota; Metazoa; Chordata; Actinopteri; Cypriniformes; Cyprinidae. The record is from RefSeq and is a predicted model, not a curated record. Gene Ontology annotation, molecular function: fructose-2,6-bisphosphate 2-phosphatase activity. The transcript is spliced from 6 exons. Gene Ontology annotation, cellular component: cytosol. Bases 116 to 889 code for a protein of 257 amino acids.